GUUCUGUCUUUCCGGACCAGGCCGUGCAGGAGGCGCCAUCAUGGGUGUUGACAUCCGCCACAACAAGGACCGAAAGGUUCGGCGCAAGGAGCCCAAGAGCCAGGACAUCUACCUGCGGCUGCUGGUCAAGCUGUACAGGUUUCUGGCCAGGCGAACCAACUCCACCUUCAAUCAGGUUGUGCUGAAAAGGUUAUUCAUGAGUCGCACCAACCGGCCACCUCUGUCCCUGUCCCGGAUGAUCCGAAAGAUGAAGCUUCCUGGCCGAGAAAACAAGACGGCUGUGGUUGUGGGGACAGUCACAGAUGACGUGAGGAUUCUCGAUGUGCCCAAACUGAAGGUGUGUGCACUGCGGGUGAGCAGCCGGGCCCGAAGUCGCAUCCUCAAGGCUGGGGGUAAGAUCCUCACCUUUGACCAGCUGGCCUUGGAGUCUCCCAAGGGCCGUGGCACUGUGCUCCUGUCUGGACCUCGGAAGGGCCGAGAGGUGUACCGGCAUUUUGGCAAGGCCCCAGGAACCCCACACAGCCAUUCCAAACCCUAUGUCCGCUCCAAGGACCGGAAGUUUGAACGUGCCAGAGGCAGAAGGGCCAGCCGGGGCUACAAAAGCUAA
Arvicola amphibius (Eurasian water vole) is the source of this 607-nucleotide messenger RNA. RefSeq names its product 60S ribosomal protein L18-like. Gene Ontology annotation, cellular component: ribosome; cytosolic large ribosomal subunit. Gene Ontology annotation, biological process: translation. The transcript has a single exon. Bases 41 to 607 code for a protein of 188 amino acids. The record is from RefSeq and is a predicted model, not a curated record. NCBI's taxonomy places the organism in Eukaryota, Metazoa, Chordata, Mammalia, Rodentia, Cricetidae. Gene Ontology annotation, molecular function: structural constituent of ribosome; RNA binding.